Molecule: messenger RNA, 1427 nt
Organism: Pyrgilauda ruficollis (rufous-necked snowfinch)
Lineage: Eukaryota; Metazoa; Chordata; Aves; Passeriformes; Passeridae
Gene: MYF5
Product: myogenic factor 5
Exons: 3
Coding region: 400-1176 (258 amino acids)
Biological process (GO): positive regulation of myoblast differentiation; regulation of transcription by RNA polymerase II; muscle organ development
Molecular function (GO): protein dimerization activity; DNA-binding transcription factor activity, RNA polymerase II-specific; RNA polymerase II cis-regulatory region sequence-specific DNA binding
Source: RefSeq, a predicted model, not a curated record
UGCGUCCACUGCCCCUCUUUCUCUUUCCAUACCAAACUGCAAAUUCACAGACUUGGUUGGAAAUUCGGAGAUGUCGCAAUCAGUGCUUGGGAGGUCGUUCAUUAGAAAAGUGCCCAUCUCUCGGCGCUCCAAAAGAGCGGUGCGGAGCAAAUUGUCUCCUAGGGACUGGAAGGGGCUUGCCCAGACAGCUCCCGGCAGGGGCUGUGGUGGGAUAUGCUAAUAAAGACUGGCCUCUGCGGACCAGCCUCCCUUUCCAUGUAUAUAUAAGGGCCCCCCGCAUCAGCCGAAGGACACUUGGUCUCGGGUCCCUAAUUACGGAGGAAAUUGCCCCAGCGCACUGCGGAGCGCCUCGCCGAGAGCCGGUGGCCGCCGUUCCGUACUGACGCCUCCGUAGCAGGGAUGGAGGUGAUGGACAGCUGCAAGUUCUCCCCGUCCGAGCUCUUCUAUGACAGCUCCUGCCUCUCCUCCCCGGAGGGCGAGUUCCCCGAGGAUUUUGAGCCCAGGGAUCUGCCACCUUUCAGUGCCCACGAGCCCCCCGAGCCCGCCUGCUCCGAGGAAGAGGAGCAUGUCCGAGCUCCCACUGGCCACCACCAAGCCGGUCACUGCCUCAUGUGGGCUUGCAAAGCCUGCAAAAGAAAAUCCACCACAAUGGACCGGCGGAAGGCAGCCACCAUGAGGGAGAGGAGGAGGCUGAAGAAAGUGAACCAGGCUUUUGAGACUCUGAAGAGAUGCACCACUGCCAACCCCAACCAAAGACUCCCCAAAGUAGAGAUCCUGAGAAACGCCAUCAGAUACAUCGAGAGCCUCCAGGAGCUCUUGCGGGAACAGGUAGAAAACUACUAUCACCUGCCGGGACAGAGUUGCUCCGAACCGACCAGCCCCACUUCCAGCUGCUCCGAUGGGAUGGCCGACUGUGGCAGCCCCGUUUGGUCGGCGAGAGGCAGCAGCUUCGACGCCGUCUACUGCGCCGAGAUGGCCCACGGGUACGCCGCCGAUCAGAGCAGCGCCCUGUCUAGCCUGGACUGCCUCUCCAGCAUCGUGGACCGUCUCUCCCCGGCCGAGGAACCAGGGCUGUCACUGCGCGACGCCGACUCCCUCUCGCCCAGCGCCAGCAUCGACUCGGGCCCGGAGACGCCCGGGACGCCGCUGCCCCGACGGACCUACCAGGCGCUAUGAGGGGCCGGAGGGCCGGCACGCCGCGCCUGCCGCCGGGGCCGCCUCCCGCGCCCGGCCGCCUCCUGCAAACGCUUCUCGGGCAAGAGGGGCAGCCCCGGAGCCCCUUGGGCCGCCGCUUCCCUCUGGGGCCGCAGGCAAAGCGCCGCGCCGGCCCCCGGCCAGGGAUUUCCCGCAGCCCGGCAGGGCGAGCAGACCCCGCGGCUCGGGACACACGCGCUGCCCUGGAAUCCCCGCUGCAAAUAAAACGUGCU